Molecule: messenger RNA, 1005 nt
Organism: Yamadazyma jaroonii
Lineage: Eukaryota; Fungi; Ascomycota; Pichiomycetes; Serinales; Debaryomycetaceae
Source: the annotation of a GenBank genome assembly
AUGGUUUCAGCUUUAUCUUUAAUUGCAAUUGCAUCAUUAGCUGCGGCUCUUGACCUUGAAUCUUUAUUCGGUAGUCAAUAUCCUGUCAAAUAUUGUAAUACUUUCAAUGCUCCUUACACUUGUGAAAACAAAACCGAAUAUUCCAAUGAAUGUUGUUUCGAAAAGGAUGGGUUUAUGUUAUUAGCUCAAUUUUGGGAUUACGACCCAAGUUUAGGGAAAUUAGUUUCUAAUUCAACUACCAAUUCAACAUCAACUAAUUCAACAACUAAUUCAACUUCAAGUUUGAAUUCUACUGAAUUUGCUGGAACAGAUUCAUAUGAAUGGGGAAUUGGUUAUUUCGGUGAAUGGUUAAAAUCUCAAUGGUCAAGUCCAACUAUCGAUCCAUCAAGUCAUAUGCCAAUUGAUAAAUCUUUCACCAUUCAUGGUUUAUGGAGUGAUAAGUGUGAUGGUACUUGGGAACAAUACUGUCAACCAGAUUUAGAAGUUCCUGAAGAUGCUGAUUUGGAAGAAUUAUUAGUCAAUGAUUUCAAUAAAGAAGCCUUAUUUAAAUUAAUGGAAACUUAUUGGGUUAAUACUGCUGAUUCUAAUGUCGCUGGUGAUUCCAAUCAAAAAUUAUGGCUUCAUGAAUAUAACAAACAUGCUACUUGUAUGAAUACCGUUAAUCCAUCAUGUUUCACUGAUAGUUAUAAAGAACAUGAAGCUGCUGUUCUUUUCUGGCAAAAAGUUACUCAAAUUUGGGAUUCUUUAAAUACUUAUGAAUUCUUGUCUGCUUCAGGUAUCGUUCCAACUACAGCCAAACAAUAUAAAUUGUCCGAUAUUCAAGAAGCUUUAAGUAAAUUCCAUGGUGAUAAAGAAGUUCACGUUGGAUGUACCAAAGCUGGUAUUAUGAAUGAAAUUUGGUACUAUUACUUAUUAAAAGGUAGUGUUUUCACAGGUACUUAUAAAUUUGAAGAUGCCCUUGGUUCAAGUACUUGUCCAGAAUACGUUUGGUACAUUCCAAAAUAA